AUGUCGACGGUAAAGGCGAUGAGCUCCGAUGUCCAUCGAAUUUCUUCUGUAAUGGAUGAGUUGACACAGAAGCUGACCUUGCUCACGUUUGCCAGCCAUCAAGUGUUGGAAGCAAUUCAGGACAAUGAUUCUGGGCACCUUUCAGAGAUACUUGGACCUGAGGUUUUGAGACGCAUGGCGGAGCAGACUAGACUUGAGGAGCUUUACCAUGGGAGCACUAUAACAAGCGAUGAAGCUGCGGUAGCAUCUCUAGAUGUUGAUGAUCUGCAGGAAAUUGUUGAGCAGUUGGAGAGGAACACCAGGGAAUUGUGCAGAAAACUGCGAGAGGUGCCAAACGUAGUGCAAGAGUUGAGGGGCUUGCAGGAAGUGAAACCCGUCAACUCCAUGAAAUUCAUUCAUGCUCUGGCAGAUAUGCAGGAGGUAAUGCUGAAGCGACUUACAACACCUGUAGAAGACGAGAAGGCGAACGACGAUCUAUUACAGAUGUACCUCCAACAGGAGCGCGCCGCUGCAGAGCGUCGCGCUGAGUUGGAAGCCCAGCUGUCACAGCUACGUACUGCAAGGCAGAAGCACGCCUCCAGAUCAUCAGAAGCGAUUGCAAAGCUGAAAUCUGACCUUCAUGACAUCCAAAGCACCACAGAGCAGCGGUUGUGGCAGAUGAACGAGGAAUUUGCCAGGAAAGACUCGCAGCAGACCCGUGCUUUCCAACGAAAAACGGGAGAAGCUGCUGCAUUCAAAGCCCAAUUAGAAAAACGUGGGGCUAGUCAGGCAGCGGCAGCACGAGAGGAUAUGGAUGUGAGGACUCGAAAUCAACGAAUAGCUAAACAGGAACUGGAAAACUCGGUGAAGUUGCUAGACAAGGAGAUCGCCCAAAAUGAGAGAGAGAUUCAAGCAAUGAAACUAAGAAACCGAAUGGAUGAAGAGUCUCUGGCCUGCCUGACCAGAGCUUUAGAUGCAAUCGAUGCGGAAAAAGAGAGGAAGGACAGUGCAGAACGCAUCUCCAGAGCAGUUUAUGCGAGAGCAGAAGCAGAUCGAGCGAAAAAAGCAGUCGCCGCUUGCCUGCUGCAAUCAUACUGGCGUGGAAUCAAUCAGCGUGAAGAAUACAUAGCGUUGAAGAGGGCAGCGGCGCGGAAAGCGAAGAGAAGAGCGAAACGUACCAAGUGA
Messenger RNA from Eimeria necatrix, 1164 nucleotides. Its product is annotated as IQ domain-containing protein D, related. Lineage: Eukaryota; Apicomplexa; Conoidasida; Eucoccidiorida; Eimeriidae. The transcript has 4 exons. The record is from RefSeq and is a predicted model, not a curated record. Bases 1 to 1164 code for a protein of 387 amino acids. Gene Ontology annotation, molecular function: protein binding.